AUGCAGAGCGUGGUCCGAGGGUGCUGCGCGGGGCAGGGUGCCCGCGUGCGCAGCGCGGCCGCCAUCUGCCCGCCUCGGCGACCUCAGUGGCGCGUGCGGACGCCGCCGACAUGCCAGGCGGGGAAGGGGUUCUCUAGCAAGACGUCGCCGAAGAAGGACGACGCCCCCCGGAAGGAGCAGGCGAGCGGCGCGCGGGAGGACAAGCCUGCGGUGGACCCGGAGACGGAGCGCAACCUCCAGGCAGCCAAGGUCGUGAUCGACGACAUUCUCAAGGAGGUCUGCCAGACGAUGUUUGUGUCGGAGGCCGUCGCGGACGUCACGGGCGACGCCCCGGAGACGACGCUGCAGGAGGCGGUGCGCGAGGCAGUGGACAAGCGCUUCCACGAGCUCGACGAGGCGUUCCUGGCGGCGCUGAACGCCUUCAUCGCGGCCAUGGACCCCGAGAAGGAGAAGGACGUCGUCGACAUCCUCGUCGUGCUGCGGUCCGAGGUCCUGAACCGCGUCACAAAGUCGUUGCCCGCCGCCCUCCAGAUACUGGAGAAGCUGUUGACGGAGCCCUCCCAGGAGGCGCGGCGGAAGCUGUUGGUUGCCGCGGGACACAAGGAGCGGGGCGGGGGCGGGGGCGACGCCGACGUGCUGGCGUCGAACAUGCCCUCGAUCGCCGCGUCGGCCUCGCAGUUCAUCGAGGACAUGGAGGAGCGCGAGGAGAUCCCCCAGCGGCAGCUCCUCGCGCAGCUGUGCAUCGCGCGCGAGGACGUGAUCGCGGUGGACAUGCAGCUGAGCGCGGAGAGCGGGUCGCAGGCGCUGUCCGUGGUGCGGCGGCGGCAGGUCCCGCAGCGCGAGAUGACGUUCAUCACGCGCCUGCUCGCGUCCGACGAGCUGACGCGGAAGACCUCGCUGUACCGGGCGUUCUCGGAGGACUGGGAGGAGGCCGCGCCGCGCGAGACGGACGACGCGGACGCGCGGUUGCGGGAGCUGGAGGAGAAGCUGCGGCGGAAAAAGCGCGGGGAGGCGGAGAAGCUCCCGCCGGACGUGGUGCGUCCGGGGCGCUUCAUGGCGACGCUGCGGUCCGUGCAGGAGGAGAUCCGGACCAAGGUGGCCGAGGAGGGCGGCGAGGAGGUCGAGGCCGCGAUGGGCCGCGUGGAGACGCUCUUGGAGGAGGCCAUGUGGGCGCUGCAGGAGCUGGCGUGGCCCACGCAGGCGACCGUCGAGGACCUGGCCGGGGAGGCCGGGGCCUGA
Molecule: messenger RNA, 1239 nt
Organism: Pedinophyceae sp. YPF-701
Lineage: Eukaryota; Viridiplantae; Chlorophyta; Pedinophyceae
Source: the annotation of a GenBank genome assembly